ACAUCACGGUCUAGUUGUAACUUGUAGACGACCACUUCUCACUUCAUUUAGAACAUAGAUAAAAAUCUCUCUCUCCACUCCUGUAAUCGAAACUUAGAUUUUCAAUUACAAGCUUCUCCUUUUCCAGUAUUACAUCAGUCGGAACAGCUAAAUAUAAUUCAGUGUGCACAUAAUUGACAAAAGAAUUCCACAACUUAUCAGGAAUCUCUAUUCUGCAAUGGUGGAAGAGAAUAAAAGACGAAAAAUUUCAGACAUGGCCGAAGACCCCGAUAGUGAUGAAGAACCAGGAGAAGUGAUCGAAUCGGCUCCGCCUCUAAGAGUUGGAGAGGAGCGUGUUUUCAACUCCACUGGAUUAAAAAAGAAGCUCCUCCGCCGUGGUGUUGGUUUCGAAACCCCUGAAUGUGGCGAUGAACCCACCGUUCAUUAUGUGGGGACUUUGCUUGAUGGGACUACAUUUAUCUCCACUAGAGAUAAAGGGGAACCCUUCACCUUCAAGAUUGGACAAGACCAAGUCUGUUCUGGGUUCGAUCAGGCAGUUCUUACCAUGAAGAAAGGGGAAAUAGCAUUGUUUACUUUGCCUCCCCAGUUAGGAUUUGGAGCUGCAGGAACAGAUGGCGUCCCUCCAAAUUCUUUUAUUUACUUUGAGGUAGAGCUCAUCUCAUGGAUCACAGUAGUAGAUGUCUGCAAGGAUGGUGGCAUUCUUAAGAGAGUAGUGAAGAAAGGGGAACAGACAGGGCAACCUGGUGAUUUGGAUGAGGUUAAAGUGAGGUAUGUAGUGACGCUGCUUGAUGGUGUUACAGUUGCUGAAUCACCAAACGAGGGUGUUGAAUUUUACUUGAAAGAUGGUCAUUUUUGUAUGGCACUGCCAAAAGCAAUCAAAACCAUGACAAGAGAAGAAAAAGCGGAUCUGAUUGUUCAACCACAGUAUGCUUUUGGUGGAGGGGUUACCACACUACCCAAUGGAUGCUCUCCCAUUCCACCAGAUUCUGCGCUGCGUGUUGCUUUGGAAUUGCUAUCGUUCAAGCCUGUAGUCGAUGUAACCAAUGAUUUGAAGGUGGUGAAGAAAAUACUGAAAGAGGGCGAAGGAGCUCUCACAGCAAAUGAAGGUGCUUCUGUUAUUAUCAGGUAUAGAGCUAUGCUAGAAAAUGGAACUGUGUUUGAGAAAAAAGGUUAUGAUGGAGAGACUUCAUUAAGCUUCAUUACUGAUGAAGAACAAGUGAUUGCUGGCUUAGACCGAGCAGUGGCAACGAUGAAGAAGGGGGAGAAGGCAACAUUGACCAUCGGUCACGAAUAUGGAUAUGGAAGUAAAGAAGUGAUGUGUGAUCUGGCUGUAAUUCCUCCAUUUUCUACCCUAGUUUAUGAAGUUGAAGUGAUCGACUUUGAAAAGGAAAAAGCUCCAUGGGAGAUGGCUAAUCAUGAAAGAAUCGAGGAAGCUGGGAAGAAAAAGGAAGAAGGAAAUGUACUGUUCAAAAAUGGCAAAUAUCAAAGAGCGGCUAAAAAGUAUGACAAGGCAGUGGAUUAUGUUAGUGAAGAAGGGCUGCUUGGGGAUGAUGUUCAAAAGCUUGUCAAAUCAUUAAGGGUUUCAUGUUGGUUGAAUGGUGCAGCUUGUAGCCUCAAACUGAAUGAUUACCAGGAAGCAAUCAAGCUGUGUUCAAAGAUCUGUUUGCGUUUGGGUGCUGUUUCGUGCUGCUGUGAUUUGAGGCUGUUUCGCUUGAUUAUUUUGGUCGACAGCAAGCUUUCUGCUGCUGUUUGAGCUACAGCAAGUUUUGCUGCUGCUGUUUGCUUGCUGCCCGAGUCCAAGCUAAGGAUUCAAUUCGUUUUGCGGCUGUUUGCUUCGGUUUGCUGCAGUUUCCUUGGAUUGGAAGUUUUUUGUUCGUCGAUUUCUUUGGCACCCUUUGAUUGCAUCGUUCGCUUUUUGGUUUGCUAUUGUUCGACCUAAGUUCUACGUUCUCUCUUCUGGUUUGUGAUUUAUUGGAAGAUGACUGGAGAAGACAAAACAUCGGACAGUAACAGUAGUUUACGUGUACCCGAGAUGCUUCCGGUAAAUAUUGAGCUCACUGACAACAAACUUAAUGGCUCCAACUACUUUGAGUGGAGCAAAACUCUUCGUAUCUAUCUCCGGAGAAUGGGAAUGGCUUCUCAUCUCACAUCGGAUCCUCCUAAAGGUAACGGUUCUGAUUCAUGGUUCCAAACUGAUGCUCGUUUGUACUUGCAAAUGAUCAAUACUAUUAAGCCUUCUGUUUCGUCUCUGGUUAGUCACUGUGAAUAUGUGAAGGAACUAUGGAUUAUCUUUAUUUUUUGUAUUAUGGACAAAGUAACAUCUCUCGAAUCUAUAGUGUUUCUAAGUCCUUUCAUUGUGGAGAACAAUAGGACUGAUCACUCACUACUUAUGUCAUGGGGUUCAAGAAAGUGUAUGAGGAGCUUAACUCUCUUCUUCCAUUAAGUGCUAUGACAAAGCAAUGCAGACCCAGAGGGAAUAAGUGGCUGUUAUCAGUUUUUUGACCGGUUUGCGACCAAAAUUUGACUCGAUCAGAUCUCAGUUCUUGAAUGAAUAUGCUAUUCCUUCUCUUCAAGAAACAUUUGCCCGUUUUCUUAGGAAUGAGAAUCUUCAGCCUUCUCAAACUUUUGAUCACAACAAUGCUCCGGUUGGUCGAGGGGGAUUUCGUGGUGGCUAUCGAGGAGGAUUUCGUAGGGGUCACGUGGUGGCUUUAGAGGUGGCCACAGUGACCAAACAACCGACUCACAGGCUAUUAUUCCAUAUUCUGAUAAUGUUGAGUGUUACUACUACCAUGAGUUAGGUCACACCAAGCGCACAUGUAAGAAGCUCUUGGCCAGACAUCCGAGGAGUUCAUCAGCGCACGUUGCCUCUGCCUUGGCCUCUACCUCAGAUAGUACUGUUACUAUACCCGCAGAAGAAUACGCUCGACUUUUAGGGACUGAGAAUUCCACUGCUCCGACUACUGCAUUUGCUGGGACAGGUAACUCUAGUACGUGCCUAUUAUCUUCUGCCUCCAAAUGGGUCAUUGAUUCAGGUGCUUCAGAUCACAUGACGGGUAAUCCCACCAUCUUCUCUAAUGUCAAUAAAAACACAAAUUUCCAUCACAUGUCACAAUUGCUGACGGGUCUACCACACGUCCUUGGUUCUGGCACCGUCGAUCUUACCCCGUUUGUUUCGUUAUCUCUUGUAUUGAGCCUACCUAAUUUCUCAUUCAAUUCAUUAUCAGUCAAUGUGCUUUAAAUUGUUGUGUCUCUCUUUCCUAAUUUCUAUGUCUUUCAGGAUCUGUCGACGAAGAGGAUUAUUGGUAGAGGGCGGGAGACUGAUGGCCUAUACAUAUUUGAACAUCAAGUACCUUCCUCAUUGACUUGUUCCAGCUCAUCAUCUCCACUUGAAGUUCAUUGUCGAUUAGGUCAUCCAUCUUUACAGAAUCUGAAGAAGUUGUGUACUGAGUUUUCUUAUUUACCUUCUCUACAGUUUGAGUCUUGUCAGUUUGCCAAACAUCAACGUAUUCAUUUAAGUCCUAGAGUGUAUAAUAAGCGGGUCUCAUCCCCAUUUGAGUUGGUUCAUUCUGAUGUUUGGGGACCAUGCCCUGUUACUUCAAAACUUGGGUUUAAGUAUUUUGUUAUGUUUGUUGAUGAUUACUCCCGCACUACUUGGCUUUACUUUAUGAAAAAUCGAUAUGAGGUACACACAUUUUUGUUCACUCUAUGCUGAGAUUAAAACCCAGUUAAAAGUCUCCAUUCAAACUCUUCGUAGUGAUAAUGCAAAAUAAUAUUUGUCCCAAACAUUUCAGUCAUAUAUGAUUCAAAAUGGCAUUCAUCAUGAGUCUUCUUGUGUUGACACACCAACCCAAAAUGGGGUUGUGGAACAAAAGAAUCGUCAUCUCCUAGAGGUGGCUCAGGCUCUACUAUUUCUAGGAUGAUGAGGUUGCUACCGCUUGCUUUCUUAUCAACCGAAUGCCUUCCGUUGUCUUGGAUGGUAAAAGUUCUUUCUCAGUUUUGUUUCCUACAAAAGCAUUGUUUCCUAUCGAGCCAAAGAUCUUUGGUAGUUCUUGUUUUGUCUGCGAUACCCGACCUCACAUAACUAAGUUGGAUCCAAAGUCUCUGAAAUGUGUCUUUCUUGGUUACUCUUGACUUCAAAAAGGGUAUAAGUGUUUUUCCCCCAUGCUUAAUCGAUACAUUGUAUCACGAGACGUUACAUUCCAUGAGAAUAUACCUCUCUUUCCUAUGUCCACUUCUUGCAACCCAAGAGAUAGUGAUGAUUUGUUAGU
This is a messenger RNA of Cynara cardunculus var. scolymus (artichoke), 4268 nucleotides long. RefSeq names its product peptidyl-prolyl cis-trans isomerase FKBP62-like. Gene Ontology annotation, biological process: protein peptidyl-prolyl isomerization. The transcript has 11 exons. Gene Ontology annotation, cellular component: cytoplasm. Lineage: Eukaryota; Viridiplantae; Streptophyta; Magnoliopsida; Asterales; Asteraceae. Gene Ontology annotation, molecular function: protein binding; peptidyl-prolyl cis-trans isomerase activity. The record is from RefSeq and is a predicted model, not a curated record. The coding region runs from base 218 to 1753 and encodes 511 amino acids.